Molecule: messenger RNA, 639 nt
Organism: Brassica oleracea var. oleracea
Lineage: Eukaryota; Viridiplantae; Streptophyta; Magnoliopsida; Brassicales; Brassicaceae
Product: glucan endo-1,3-beta-glucosidase 5-like
Exons: 3
Coding region: 1-639 (212 amino acids)
Biological process (GO): carbohydrate metabolic process
Cellular component (GO): plasma membrane
Molecular function (GO): hydrolase activity, hydrolyzing O-glycosyl compounds
Source: RefSeq, a predicted model, not a curated record
AUGAACUGGGGCUCACAGGCAAGCCAUCCGCUACCUCCAGCGACGGUGGUGAGGCUUCUCCGUGUAAACGGAAUCCAAAAGGUGAAACUUUUCGAAGCCGACUCAGAGAUUCUCAGAGCCAUAAGUCGGUCGGGGAUUCAGGUCAUGGUCGGAAUCCCUAACGACUUACUUGCCCCUAUAGCCGGAAGCGUUGCAGUUGCAGAGAGAUGGGUCUCUCAGAAUGUCUCUGCUCAUGUCUCCUCCAGUGGCGUCGAUAUCAGUUUGUGUUUGAACGUGGCAGUUGGUAAUGAGCCUUUCUUAAAGUCAUUCAACGGAACAUUCGAGGGCAUAACUCUGAUUGUGAUCACGCUGAUUGCACCGGUGGGGGAGUUGCAGUUCAUAGUCAAUGAGACUAAUUGGGAGGCAAGAACAGUUAUAGUGCAUAUUAUUGGGAAUGUAAUCUCGAAAAGCUACAAGAUGGUCGAAGCAACACUCACCGCCAUUCCUAGGGGAGACAUGACAUCUAGCGGCGUGGCAUGGACCGUCGUGUUCGAGAAGAUUGGCCUUGACGUCCAAGAUCGAGAGCAGAUCGUAGGCACUCUAGAAAAUCUCAUCGAGAAGAUUGACCGGAACCUUUAUCCAGAGCCGUGCCCACCUUGA